UAUGCUUGCCUAGCCUUCUCCAACAAUGCAGCUUAAUGUAAAAUUGAUCGUGCACACAGGGGGAUCUAGCUAGCUCGCUACGCGUACAUGGUUACAUUAAACACCGAGCAUGCCAUUUUGUUAUCAACUCGCAUAACGUGACAUAUAUUUUGAAGCCUUUCGAAGGUUUUAUUUGGAGACAUUUUGGAGCUUCAUACCGGUUUCAGGUCUUGUUAUUCAACGUUGGAGGAGAAUUUGGAGGCCUUUCAUUCUUUGACAAGACCCAACCGGGACCUAGAAAAUGGGCACAACCAGGGCAGUAGCAGCUGACCCAUGAUGCCACUCUGCAGGACUGUGACCAGCCAUGCUCUCCCUCCCCAGCGUUUCCCAAACGGGGCUCCUCUCCACCCGACAGUUUACUCACGUAGGUCAGAAAUACAACUACACCAUACAAGAGGAACGAUGGCAAGGACUUGUUUGAACUAUGGCACACCAGCAAGACAAAGGUGAAGUCCCCCUACAUCUGAUACCAAAAGGAAAACCACGAUCAAGUAGAUCCACUCAGAUUACAUUUUAUGAGGACAAAACAAGUUGAUUUAACAAUUCUGAUGGUUUUCAGACACACUGUUUCACCAUGUUGACGAGGUUGCACCAUGGCUGCUGAUCCCUGUAGACUAGUAGAGACUCCGGCGCGGCGCUGAGCUAAGCCCAGUGACCCUAACCCAUGAUGCAGCGUAACGGUGGCGGGGUGGGGCCCGGUGGCCAGCCGUGGCUGCUGCGGCGCGUGCGCCUCACCUGGCUCAGCUUCAUGCUCUUCUUCAUCCUGGUUUUCUUCCCACUCAUCGCCCACUACUACCUCACCACCAUCGACGAGGCGGGCGGCCCCGACAAGCGCAUCUUUGGCCCGCGGCCCGGCGGCGAACUAUGUGAGGCCAAGCACGUGCAAGACCUGUGCCGCAUCCGUGAGUCAGUCAGUGAGGAGCUGCUACAGCUGGAGGCAAAGCGGCAGGAGCUGAACGGGGAGAUCUCCCGGCUCAACCUGCGCAUUGAGGCGUGCAAGCGGAGCAUCGACAGUGCCAAGCAGGACCUGCUGCAGCUGAAGAAUGUCAUCAGCCAGACGGAGCACUCAUACAAAGAGCUGAUGGCCCAGAACCAGCCCAAGCUCUCGCUUCCCGUGAGGUUAUUACCUGACAAGGACGACCCGGGCCUGCCCCCGCCCAAGUCUGCCCGUGCCUGCCGCCUGCGCUCCUGCUUCGACUACGCCCGCUGCCCGUUGACCUCUGGCUUCCCUGUGUACGUGUAUGACACGGCCUCCUACCCCUGGGGCGAGUCCCUGGACCCAUUGGUCAAGCAGGCCUUCGCCACCUCGGUAAAGAGCAGUAUCUACGUGACGAACAACCCCAGCAUCGCCUGUCUGUAUGUGGUGCUGGUUGGGGAGCUGCAGGAGACUCCCUCCUCCCCCCUCCCGGCUCCCUUGGAGCUGGAGAAGCAGCUGAAGGCUCUGCCCUACUGGAGGUCCGAUGGACACAACCACCUCCUGGUCCAUCUUUCCAGGAAGUCCAUGACGCAGAACUUCCUGUACAAUGUGAGCACGGGCCGAGCAGCAGUGGCCCAGUCCACCUUCCUGGAGCAGCAGUACCGCGAGGGCUUUGACUUGGUGGUGUCCCCGCUGGUCCACGCCCUCUCUGAGCCCAACUUCCUGGAGGUGCCACCCCAGGUGCCCGUCAAGAGGAAGUACCUGUUCACCUUCCAGGGCGAGAAGGUGGAGUCGCUGCGAAGUAGCCUGCAGGAGGGACCGCACCAGUCCUUUGAGGAGGAGAUGGAGGGAGAUGCGCCAGCCGACUACGACGACCGCAUCAUCGGCACGCUCAAGGCGGUGCAGGACAGCCACCUGGACCAGGUACUGGUGGAGUUCACCUGUAAGACCCCACGGCCCAGCCUGCCUACCGAGUGGGCUCUGUGUGGCGAGAGGGAGGAGCGGCUCGAGGUCCUCAAGGCCUCCACCUUCGCCCUGGUUAUCUCCCCCGGGGACUGUCAGUUGGUGGCCUCGGCAGGCAGUAGCAUGAGGCUGUUUGAAGCCCUAGAGGUGGGGGCCAUCCCUGUGGUGCUUGGGGACCACGCCAGGCUGCCCUACCAUGAGCUGAUCCGCUGGAGCGAGGCAGCCAUCAUGGUGCCUAAGCCCCGCAUCACCGAGCUGCAUUUCCUGCUGCGCAGCCUAUCAGACAACGACCUGUUGGCCAUGCGACGACAGGGCCGCUUCCUGUGGGAGACCUACUUCUCCACCUCGGAGAAUGUACUGGGCACCAUCCUGGCCAGCGUCCGGACCAGCAUCCAGGUGCCUGCCGCACCCAUCCGCGAGGAGCCCGCCCAGGAGAUCCCCCACAAAGCAGGCAAGAUGGCCGGCACGGACGCCAACCUGGCCGACAACGGUGACCUGGACCUGGGCCCCGUGGAGACGGAGCCACCCUACGCCUCGCCGCGCUUCCUCCGCAACUUUACCUACACGUCAGCCAACACCUACCAGACCUGGAACCGUGCCCCGGGGCCUUUCCAUCUGUUCCCCCACACGCCGCUGGACCCCGUGCUGCCCUCGGAGGCCAAGUACCUGGGCUCGGGCACAGGCUUCCGCCCCAUUGCCGGCGGUGCUGGGGGCUCGGGGAAGGAGUUUCAGGCAGCGCUGGGUGGUAACGUGCCCCGGGAGCAGUUCACAGUGGUCAUGCUGACCUACGAAAGGGAGGAGGUGCUAAUGAACUCCCUGGAAAGGCUCAACGGGUUGCCCUACCUCAACAAGGUGGUAGUAGUGUGGAACUCCCCCAAGCCUCCUUCAGACGACCUGCUGUGGCCAGACAUCGGCCUGCCCAUCGUGGUGGUGCGCACGGAGAAGAACAGCCUCAACAACCGCUUCCUGCCCUGGGACGCUGUGGAAACGGAGGCCAUCUUGUCCAUCGACGAUGACGCCCACCUCCGCCAUGACGAGAUUAUGUUUGGGUUCAGGGUGUGGCGGGAGGCCAGGGACCGCAUCGUGGGCUUCCCCGGGAGAUUCCAUGCCUGGGAUGUCAACCACCAGUCAUGGCUCUACAACUCUAACUACUCCUGUGAACUCUCCAUGGUGCUGACGGGCGCCGCCUUCUUUCACAAGUACUACGCGUACCUGUACUCGUAUGUGAUGCCUCAGGCCAUCCGCGACAUGGUGGACGAGUACAUCAACUGCGAGGAUAUCGCCAUGAACUUCCUGGUGUCACACAUCACCCGAAAGCCCCCUAUCAAGGUGACGUCUCGUUGGACCUUCCGCUGCCCCGGCUGCCCGCAAGCCCUGUCGCACGAUGACUCUCACUUCCACGAGCGCCACAAGUGCAUCAACUUCUUUGUCAAGGUGUACGGCUACAUGCCUUUACUCUACACACAGUUCCGCGUGGACUCUGUACUCUUCAAGACACGUCUGCCCCAUGACAAGACUAAGUGCUUCAAGUUCAUCUAGCCCAGGGCUAGGCCCAGCUAAGGAAGUUGGGCAGAACGGAGCAAGAUAAUGAGGAACUCGGGCAAAACGGAAGAAAGGCAGAAGAGGGAGCAGAGAGGGCUGGUUCUGAGAUGGAUGGAGGUUUGGGGGUGAGGGCCUACACCCAAGAAUUGGAUCUCGGAUGUACAAUAACAACUCCCUCAGACCCGCCCCCCCACACCUUUACUGGAACCCCUGAUAGGCUGGAAGGAGAGAAGGGCCGCUGCCAAUCAAAAAGCCUUUUCAUUUUUUAUUUUUCUGUCAUGUCGUCUGUGUGUUUUAUCAGCAACCACUACAGAUACAUUUUUUUGCGCCACUUUUUAUGGGCAAGAGAGGUGGUAACACUGCCUACCCAAGGACUUGACUUGACUCUCAGAGCCAAACUCAAACUGACAAUGUAAACAGACUGGUUUUAAACUGACACAGGGAGAGAGAGGCCGAGAGACAGUGGACUGUGGCAGUGGGCCCUGAGCUCCUGAAUCGCUAGCUAGACAUGUAACCUUUUGGGAGAGAAACAAAGGGGCAAAGGCAUAUAUGGUUUGUCAUUGCACUCAUUUCUUUAUUUUUAUUUUUUUUUACUCAUUUUACAUUUAUAUACUCUACUCUUGUAUAUGAAACCGCGAGAGAAGCACUGAUGGUCGCAGAAGUAUUUUUUUUUUUCGAUGAUUUUUUUUUUUUUUAACGUGGUUUUUAAUUUUGUAAACCUCAAUCUCGACGUGGGAUUAUCAGUCGCCAGACCCAUAGAAAUAGAAUUACUAGAAUGGGCAAAGCCCCUCAGACCAUGGCAUUCUCAGAGUAGAUUUUGUUUCUAUGGGCAGACCUAAGCUAACUCCAGACAGUGUCCCGUUUGUCACUCUGCCUCUCAAUGACUACAGAUGGAGACUAAAGAUCAGGACCAUUAGGUCACACGUUCUACACAUUUCCCCCCCCCCCAAAAAAAAAUCGCUCAAAUAUUCAUAGGAAAAUGGGAAAGCAAUUACCUAACACGUUUGUUAAUGCUACAGCAGACUACAAUGGUUUGAAGCUGGACCGAAACACUUAGUAGGCCUAGUUGUUUUCAGAAUGGUUGUCUCCAGCUGUCACUGAGCGUUUACACGGCUUUUUGUGACUUUCUGGACCUUGGUGGUAUUAGGCUACCUAUCAAUGGUCGGCGUUAAAUGACGGAGUAGUCGUUCCUAUAUAGUCCUCUAAUGAAGUGUUCAGUAAUGGAGGAGGGUGAACUUGCCCCUAGAUUCUGAUAUUGGGUCAGUUUUGCAUUUCCCCCACUAAUGGUUAAAGGCCCAGUGCAGUCAAAACAGUGGAUUUUGGGGUUUUAUCAUGCAUUUCCACACUGUGAGGUUGGAAUGAUACUUUGAAAUUGUGAAAAUUAUAAUGCCUUUUUUCGUGUAAGAGCUGUUUGCAAAGACAGACAUUUCAGCCUGUUUUGGUGGGAGGGAGUUUUGGCCUGCCUGGUGACAUUACCAGGUGGUAAAUAAGACUGUUUCAAACAUCUCUGCCAAUAACAGCUCAGACCACUGCUCUUUGCUAAGAAGCUAUUUUUGUUUGUUUUCAAUUAAAAUGGUCAAAAAGAAUCACAGUAAGGUACUUAAUUGUUACCCAGAAAUGAUUUCAUAUUGAGAUAAAAAUGUCUGCAUUGGACCUUUUUAAGGUUAGGAUUGGGGGAGGAGAAGCUGAUCCCAGAUCUGUACCUAGGGGAAGACUUCACCCCAGAACAUUUAAUAAUGGUUUCAAUUGGGCACUUGUGGGAAACACAAGUCUAUAUAAAUAUAUCAGACCUUAGUGCAAGAAACUGAAAAACAAGCUUAUUUCGACAGAAGAUAUUUUGGUGUUUCUAUCCAUCAUCACAGUUCCAUUCAGUAUUAACCUCCAAAAUGAGCUGCUUCUCUGUACAGCGCCUCCACGUCAGGUCCCUCAAGUUUCAUUUUGUAACGAUUGAUGCUCAAUGAAUGUUUUCUUUGCCAAAUAGGUACGAUUUUUAACUGCUGAAAAACAGCACAAUGUUUUGCAAAGUGCACAAUGUGAACGCUUGUUAAUAGGAUGCGGUCUGGUACACCCUUGCCCCCUCACCCCUUUUAGACAGUAUCCCCCCUCCUAAAACAAAAAAGUUGCCUCCCCCCUCACCUAUUGAAAUGGCAGUGCCUAUACAGCCCUUAUUAAUUAACGUACUUUGACCUUUUCUGGCUUCAUUCCAUUGAUUUGACUUGAGGAUCUAAUCUGUAACACUAGAUCCUUUAUUUGAGAUGAUUCAGGAGAUGUGACGACACUGUUGAUCAGCAAUAGGAAUCUAUUUGAUUCUGGGAAGUUCAAACUAAGGAACUCCACAUUAUCGUCCCCGUGAUGUCUGUAUAUUUAUUGAAUUGAAUAUAGAAAAUGGGUCAUUCUAAGGCUUGCUUUUGAAGGGGUUAACUUUGUGAAUAGAAAUGAUGACUGCAAUAAAAUGAAACGUGACCUUGGUCAACGGAACCUCCUCGCCUGACUGACCACGCAUCACUGGCCCACUUCAACGUCGGUUCAAAGUCCUUUCAUUGAAAUGGCGUGGAAACAACGUUGAUUCAACCAGUGUGUGUGCCUCAUUAGAACACUAACGAGAACCAGCAGGUGGCAUUGACAGCUCGACUUAAAACACAGAUCUAGGGAUCAUCUCUAGCCUGCGCCAAUCCUAAUCUGAACCUUUUUAAGAGGUGAAAAGCAAAACUGAUCUGAGAUCAAGUCUUGGAGACCACUACAGUCUGGGUAUGUGCUCAAACCUGUUUUUGACUGAGUCAGUCCAUUUGCAAUAAUAUGCACUAACACAUACCAGUGGCUUGAGUUUGAGCUCCAGAUGCUGCCUGCAUAAUUACCUGGCUGACAGACACACUCCUAACAUUUCCUGGGGCAGGGAGGGGUCGACUCGGGUAACGUCUCAUGCAGUGCUUUGGAAGGCCCACCUCUCCCCUCCCCAUUUUCCCCCUCGGCGGACAAUGACACAGCUGGUUUUUCUAGUGUCAACAGAUGAAGAAAUAGGGCCAGGAAAAAGCCACCAAUCAUUCCUCUAGCUGUUUGUGUUCUGAAACUAUGCGCUCAUGGGACUGUCCCCCCCCCCCACACGCCCAGCCCUGGGUCUUGUUCAUUAGGCACCAAACAGACUGAAACAGGAAGUCCCUACCUGGUGUUGGUCAACAACAAAAAAUAAACGCUUUAAAGCUGUUUGCUAGUGUUCCCCAAUGAAUAGGACCCUGGGCUAGGCUCCCAGCCAACUGCAACUACUGCUGCCUGCCCUGUUCUGUACCAGACUGACCACUGAUGACAGGGUGAAACAAACCGUUGAAGGCCAGACAUGGAAUUAAAAUCUCUCGACGUUAGUUUAAAGCGUG
This is a messenger RNA of Salmo salar (Atlantic salmon), 6828 nucleotides long. Its product is annotated as exostosin-like 3. Gene Ontology annotation, cellular component: membrane. NCBI's taxonomy places the organism in Eukaryota, Metazoa, Chordata, Actinopteri, Salmoniformes, Salmonidae. The record is from RefSeq and is a predicted model, not a curated record. Gene Ontology annotation, molecular function: glycosyltransferase activity.